This is a messenger RNA of Cladophialophora carrionii CBS 160.54, 1395 nucleotides long. RefSeq lists its product as uncharacterized. The coding region runs from base 1 to 1395 and encodes 464 amino acids. Lineage: Eukaryota; Fungi; Ascomycota; Eurotiomycetes; Chaetothyriales; Herpotrichiellaceae. The transcript has a single exon. The record is from RefSeq and is a predicted model, not a curated record. Gene Ontology annotation, cellular component: mitochondrion.
AUGCUCCUCGCCCGCCAUCUGUGGCGUAGCAGACACGGAAAUGCAUUCCAGAACGCGAGGACCGGGGCCUCUGCCUCUGCGUCAGUGCCAGUGAAAAAGAAAGCGACACCCAGCCGCCUCGUUUCGACACGAUGGUUCUCUCCCUCGCGCGUCGCACGAUCCGUCGACGCGAACGACUCCCCCAGUAGAACGUCCCUGCAUCUCCAUCAUCCGUCCGCUGCUCCUGCGCCUACGGCAUCAACCAGCACCGCGGCGACGGCGGAUGCGGCGGCAGCAGAAGUGGACGAAGAGUCUCGUUCUCGAACACCAUCCUCAGAUAGAUCACCGACACUGAGAACCCAACUCGACACUGCCGCGCGCCCGUCCGCCCAUUCGUCACUGCACUCUUUCCAAGCCUACGCACGCCGGACGGGCCUCUCCCCCACGAGCACGGUCUACGCGGGCACGACCUACGAGUACGUCACCCAGGCCACAUUGCGGGACUAUGGCUUUGAACUAUACCGCGUAGGUGGACGGGGCGAUCGCGGCAUCGAUCUUAUUGGCGUGUGGCGCGUGCCGGGGUCGUCGUCGUUGUCAUCUCAGGAGUGGAACGGAAGGGGGGAGAAGAAGAAGACGAAGAACGAUACAUCACCCCAGGUUGGGGCAGAAUCUUCGGCAACCGAGCCUGAGCUUGAACCCGAGCUCGUGCCCCAACGAUAUGAGACGCCUGCAUUUGCCUUGAAAGUGCUCGUACAAUGUAAGCGGCUGGUGGGCAAGCACGCGAAGAUUGGACCCCAUUUGAUCAGAGAGCUUGACGGCACGGUACGAGCAGCGCGGAUUACACCUCUCUUCGAGGCGAUGUUGUCCCAGGACAUUUGGAAUACCAGUAGAUCAAAAACGUACGAGCACGAGCGAGAAGAAGCAGAUGAAGGCCCUGCCGUGGACGUUGACGCUGACGUGGACGUUGACACACACAUUGUCACCGACAAUCAACACAGGCACCACUCUCCCAUGGCUGGAAAUCUUGGAGCCGCUGGACCAGCCAUCGGCGUCCUGGUCAGCACCAAACCCGCGACCAAAGGCGUGGUGGAUAGCAUGCGCCGCUCAACCCGCGGGCUAGUCUGGGUUAUGAUGGAAGAGGAGGUCCCCACAAGUCCCGAAAUUGAGCUCGACGACUCCUCUUCAUCUGAGGGUCGAGGCGAAGUGCGACCACCCCCAGAGCAGCAGGAGGACUCCUCAUCAUCAGAGGCUCCCUCUCCCACCACGGUUCUCUCCGGCCGGGUCAAACAGAUCCUCUGGAACCAAGCGGCCCGCGACCUUGGUCUCGAGGGCGUGGACGUGGUGAAACGCUACGACGGCGAGGGUCGUGAAGAGGUGGUUCUGAUGCGUGGAGGACGGGUUUGGGGUCCGGGUUGA